This is a messenger RNA of Capronia coronata CBS 617.96, 4353 nucleotides long. RefSeq lists its product as uncharacterized. NCBI's taxonomy places the organism in Eukaryota, Fungi, Ascomycota, Eurotiomycetes, Chaetothyriales, Herpotrichiellaceae. The coding region runs from base 1 to 4353 and encodes 1450 amino acids. The record is from RefSeq and is a predicted model, not a curated record. The transcript has 2 exons.
AUGUCACGACGAGGCCACCAGCCUUCUGACUCUGAUGACGAGUCCAACCACUUCGGCGGCGGCCUGCCAUUGCGUCCGAUCAUUCUACGAGACCAAAUCUCCUUCUCAGAUGCCCCACUCUUGAGUACGGACGAUGAACAGUCGCAAUCUCAGCCUCGACUCAGUAAUAGUCGUGGUCAAGAGCAACUGUUUACCCGCGGCCAAACAAGCUCCACUGCACCAAAACAACCACGUUCGCAGUAUACUGCUCUCCCGCAUGAGGAUACCGUCGGCACGGUUGGCGACAAGGACAAAACAACUGUUGCUGACUACUCAGUCCAACUCGAUAAGCAGCAUUGGAAACCGGUUUCGCUCAGAUGGCCUUACUUGGUUGCCAUCCUCACUAUCACCCUUGUUCUCGGCCUGGUCACCAUCUUCCUACUGGCUUAUUCCGCUGUGCACGACGGCCUGGGCGACGAUGAUGGUUCUUCUGCCAUCCUCUUCGGAUGGCGGUUUACACCCACCAUCGUCUCAGUCUUGUAUGCCAUUCUGACGACAUUCACGUUCAAUGAUGCUCGCCGAACAGAAUCCUUCGCGCGCAUGUCCCACGCGGCUGGCGCAUCCUCCGCUUCAAGCUUGUUGAAAACGUUUGGACCGUGGUGGGAUGUUCUUGCGGACAGUUUCCGUAAACGUGAGAAUCAUGGUCAUAUCAACUAUUUUCUUCUGACAAUUGUACUUGUCAAUGGUAUCGCCUCCCUGCUCAUCAAUCCUCUUUCCUCGGCCUUGUUACAAAGUGAGCCUGUGCAGCUGGUCUCCAAGGCGCCCUUCACUCGGUAUGCGACGACCGAAGAUGAGCCUAUCAAUAUGGCGGCUGAUGACCUUGUUUACUUUCGCACGAUCGGAAAUAUUCUCCAAAACAUCACGACAUCGGCCUGGUUGACAGACAAAUACGCCGUCGUCCCCUUCUCGCCAUCAUCGAUGGCUCUAGACCUUGGUGUACCCCAGACAGAAAAGACCCAGAAAUGGCAAGCCAACACAACCGUGAUUUCUGUCGAUCUAAACUGCGAAGUGAUGACAGUCCGAAAGGCCAUCUGGGCCCAGAAUUCCACCGAAGACGGCGAGGAGUAUGAGACACAGUAUCACUCAUUGUUGCUAACAGAUAGUCAUGGGUGUGAGGCCGGGAUCAAGGGCUAUAACCAAUACAUGACGUACUACGGCGGAGGAUCAUGGUUCACACCGCCACAUAUAAUUUUGCCAGUAUGGGAUGACUCCUAUUCGGCCCAAUAUUACAAUGCAACAGCCGAAUGUGCGGACCGACAAGUCGUGCUGUCCACAAAUGGCACCUGGCAAGGGGACAAGACAGAUACUUGGAAUGAUUAUUUUAAAGCUGGCGCAUGGUCCUGCAGGAGUACUUUCUACGCCGCCGACAUGCUCGUCACCGCGAACACCGGCUCGAGCGGGACUACUCUGGACAUCGAUGACUCCACUUUCAAUGCUCGUCGAAGUCGCCUGUCCCCCAACCUCCUCAACCAAACCCGCUUGGAAACGGCGUUCUUGAAUCGCAACUGGACGAACAUGAUCUAUACUCCAAACACGGGCGCUCUCCCAAACUUCGGAGGGGUGUCAGCGCUUCUAGCUGCCGUGUAUGAUUUCAACGCAGUGAGCAUGAUCGAUGCAGAUUCUGUUGGGCAGGACGCUCGAAGAAUCAAACAGCGCUUCUUGGGUGAAAUGAUGAUUGCAAUGAUAGCGCAGAAUACACCUGUUCAGCAAACUGGCCAGAUUACAGAAAGUCCACGGAGAGUCAUCGUCAACCUCCCCAUCGCCGUCUGCCUGAUCGUGCUCUUCUUCAUUUGUGCCGGCCUGCUUGCGAUGGUAUUGGUUCUGUCGAAACGACGUCCACUGAAUCUUCACGAAGACCCUGCUUCAGUGGCGGCCGUUGUCAAGCUCAUUGAGGGCAAUGCCGUCAUACGUAAUUGUUUCAAGGUGAGAGAUAGAGGAGACUCUGGAGCAAAGCCGGACCGGACAUUGAGCAAUACAACCCACUUUCUAGGUGGUGGACUUUUACGUUCAGUCAAGAGCGUCGAUGAAGAACCAGUGCCUGUGCCUGAUCGGCGUGAGACGAGGGACGACUGGAGACCCUUCGCAAUACGGCGACCAGGGGGCCUGCUAUUGUUCACACUUUUGGCGCUUGUAUUUGCAGCGAUUCUUGUCCUCUUUGUGUUCGCGCGUACGACUGGCCUCUACGAGUCUGCAUUUACCUACCAGACCGACUUGCUACCUUCCAGCAGCGACCUGUUCACAUUCGCGCCUUAUUCGAUUGUACCCACGCUCCUAGCUGUCAUUGUGACCCUAUGGUGGGGUGAUAUCGAUGAGACCUUCCGCAGACUCCAACCGUAUGUGACCAUGGCGCAAAAGGCGGUACCCGCCACUCCUAAUAUUGGUCUAUCGUACCUGGCCGCCCAUCCGCUGAGUUCUGUGCCGAAAGCAGUCAGAAACCAGCACUGGCUGGUUGCACUGGUGUCUGCCGGCGCUAUUCUUGGGCAGGUCUUCACAGUGUCAAUGUCAGCGUUAUGGCAAAGAACCGACGGAGCUCGACCAGGGGACAUGAUUCUGACACGCACGCUGGAGCUGCGAACUCAGCCGUUUGUUUACGUGUAUGCGGUUGGCAGCUCCAUGGGCGGGGGCGACCCGGAGGGCCAGGAGAUACUUUCCAGCUUCUACGGCGAUCUUUCUACGAAUUGGCUCUACUCGGCCACGCUGGAACUUGCGUACAACGGCUCGCAACCUGCUUGGAGCAGUGAUGGGUGGAGUUUCGUGCCACUGGAUCUGUCGUCGAUCAAAGAGUCCCAGAUGUACAGGCACACGCCCAGCACGAACACUUCCUCAACCAAUGCCACCUCGUCGUCUGCCAAAAGCGUCAAUGUCACCGUGAUAACUCCUGCACUACGGGCCACGAUGGACUGUGAUCCGGUUGGAUCGACAACCAAUAUAUCGAGCUGGGUCACAGAAUGGGACCUGACCGACCGAGGGAUUUGGAACGUCUCGCAUAAUCCGACCUCGCUGAAAAAGGGAUAUGAGAUCAACAAGCAACUGGAAUUCAACAGCACGGCCAACUUCUCGACCACUCCAAUCCUGAGUCGGGAAAGGACGCUACUAUGUUGCGCCAACACGUCAAGCCAAUCGUCGGAAUCAGCUGCCGUCGGGUACUGGUCCGGCAACUAUGGGCCAGGGCUGGUAUAUGAUUUCGAAACAUCUUCCGGGCCGUAUCCUCGAAAUUUCACCAUGAAAUGGAUCAAAGGCAAUGCCGCCAAAGACUUGUACUUGAUGAACUCGAGCUAUGCGCGGUCCAAUGGGGAGAGCGAUGAUUUCCGGCAUCUGAUCUGGAAAGAGGCGCCCAGCAUGUCUGCACUCAACUGCCGACCGCGGAUCGAAUGGAGCAAUGCCAGCGCGACGGUCGACAUGGCUACGGGCCGGGUGUGGAAGUAUUCCAUCACCGACACUCCCGAAACGGUAGACUGGCCUUGGACCGACGUGUACUAUUCGCACAACUACAGCCAGCCAGGCGACGGGGUGGCUGCCGGUGUGGUUCACGACCAGGUGACGGUCAGCUACGGCGUCUUGUUCCAGGACGCCCUGCUGUUCGCGUCUGAUCUGCAAAAGCUGUGGCCGUCCGGUGGCGGAACGUCCUCGUGGGUGGAAGAUCUGGCCGACAAGAAUUUCAAUUUCCGUCUUCCUCCACGCGGCCUCAACACCGAUCUCAUGUCUUACUCCAUGUACCAGCUCGCAGGUGAGGAUCUGGAUGUGUUGAUGGACCCCGCCCAGAUGGCGCAGCUCGGGCAGCGGGUGUUCGCCACCUUCUUCCAGCAUUUCAUCUCCUCCAACGUCUCGGCCAGCGGCGGCUGGGGAUUUCAACAGAUCGGGUCCACCCUGCCUGGAGAUCUGGCUCCGAUCAUCCAUGAGGCCUCAGAACAUUCCAUAUACCAAGACCAGAACACCAGCCUGACCUCGGACACGAAUGCUCCUGUCCGUAUCGAGAUCGCCGUCGAGGUUCUCCAGAUGUCUCCUGCCGCGGUAUACAUCACGUUGGUCAUUUUGUUGAUCCUGGGCCUGAUCACGAUCCUGGUGUAUUCCGUGGAUUACCGACAUCUGCGCAAGCUGAGACACGACUUCGAUGACUUGGCUAGUGUCAUCAGUGUUGUGUAUGACAGUCCGAAACUGCAACGUUGGAUCCGGGAGCAUCCUGAUCCGAAAACAUGGUCGCAGAGGACGUCUCCAGAUCGAGUCCCUCAAAUUCAACUUGGGCCAUUUGUCGGAAGCGAUGGACGGGAAGUUUGGGGUAUAGAAGUGGUCGAUGGUGAAGAAGGAAGGCAAUAA